Messenger RNA from Saccoglossus kowalevskii, 349 nucleotides. RefSeq names its product synergin gamma-like. Gene Ontology annotation, molecular function: protein binding. Lineage: Eukaryota; Metazoa; Hemichordata; Enteropneusta; Harrimaniidae. The record is from RefSeq and is a predicted model, not a curated record. Gene Ontology annotation, cellular component: clathrin coat of trans-Golgi network vesicle.
GGUUACUACGUGCCACAGCAGGGUAAUAUUCAGAUGCCACGAUAUCCGUAUCCACAGCAACAGAUUCCAGCUUACACGAUGCAUCAAAAUAUGCCAGUUAAUCAGAUGCCAAUAUUAGAACAAAAUUUGACUGAAGAACAACGAAAACAGCUAGAGCAGGAGAGAAAGAAUCGUUUCUUUCAAGAACAGAAAGAAAAAUUGAAGGCUUUUGGUCAGAUAGGUCAAGUUGGACUUCCAACGACUAAUAUGGCAUCGCUCGAAGGCAUGAUGUCAAUGUUUGGGAAAAAAAAUAACAAACCUGCUGCCAACAAUGUCAUUGCUGACAACAGCAUUGGACAGGAAAGGAAAA